UCUCACAUUCUCAACUCUUCUUCUUCUUCCCAUAGCCAAACCCACUACUAAAACCAUCAUCAUGGCCACUUCUCCAUCCCUUGCCUCCAUCCUCCUCGCCAUCACCAUCACAUUGGGAUCCUUAACCUUCCCUUCAACCGCCCAAAACUCCCAGCAAGACUACGUCAACGCCCACAACGCCGCCCGAUCCGCCGUCGGCGUCGGCCCCGUAACCUGGGACGCCAGGCUGGCGACCUACGCCCAGUCCUACGCCAACAAGCGGGCCGCGGCGGACUGCCGCCUCGUCCACUCGGGCGGGCCCUACGGCGAGAACCUCGCCUGGAGCAGCGGCGACCUCUCCGGCGCCGCCGCGGUGGCGAUGUGGGUCGGCGAGAGGGCGGACUAUAACUACAACGCCAACAGCUGCGCCCCCGGGAAGCAGUGCGGGCACUACACUCAGGUGGUGUGGAGGAGGACUACUAGCAUUGGAUGUGCAAGGGCCAAGUGUCGCGACGGUAGGGGUACUUUCGUCAUUUGCAGCUACAACCCGCCGGGGAACUACGUCGGCCAGAAACCCUACUAGCUAGGUCGAUAUGUUGAAAGACGGCGUGAUUGAAUCUAGCCGCUGAAUAUAAAUAUAGAAGGCUGUGUAAUGAAUGAUGCAUCUUAGCAUCUUCACUUAUAUGAUAAUAAUGCAAUAAAUCCGUCGUACCACGCUUAAAGUAAAAGUGGCGAUGAACUAAUUACACAGUGGGUACAAGCUAAGGAAAGUAUGUUUGAUUGUCUUUAAUACUAAUUUAGCAGUGGCAACCGGAUCGAAUUUGUGGAUUCAUUAAUUGAGCUCAUGAUCAAUAAGGGAAUUUGUGGAUC
Molecule: messenger RNA, 849 nt
Organism: Linum trigynum
Lineage: Eukaryota; Viridiplantae; Streptophyta; Magnoliopsida; Malpighiales; Linaceae
Source: the annotation of a GenBank genome assembly